Messenger RNA from Anoplopoma fimbria (sablefish), 7760 nucleotides. It is a transcript of the gene svila, whose product is annotated as supervillin a. Bases 1 to 7017 code for a protein of 2338 amino acids. Gene Ontology annotation, biological process: cytoskeleton organization; barbed-end actin filament capping; actin polymerization or depolymerization. Gene Ontology annotation, molecular function: phosphatidylinositol-4,5-bisphosphate binding; actin filament binding. The transcript has 40 exons. Lineage: Eukaryota; Metazoa; Chordata; Actinopteri; Perciformes; Anoplopomatidae. The record is from RefSeq and is a predicted model, not a curated record. Gene Ontology annotation, cellular component: actin cytoskeleton; cytoplasm.
AUGUGGACCUCCAGAAACUUGCUGACAAGGAGGCACAUGCAGAUCCCCCCCGUGGCUGUGAUCCGAAUGGCAGCAGCAACUGCUCAGAUGGGUGGAGCUAUGGGCGGCGGGCCUAGGACAAAGCCACGGAGAAAGAUCGCCUCUGUGCCCAUUCGGCGGAAGGAGCCGGAGCCACACGUGCGAAGGUCGAGGCAGCGGCGGCCUGACUCUCCGGGAGAGGCAGGACUCGGGAGUGAGACGCCCAUUAAACUGAGCAACCCCAGAUUGCUGCAGAAGAGAGCUUUGAGCUUCCAGAAAGAAUUCUCCCUCGACGAAAAAGACGACCCAGCAAAAAGCACCAAGGAUAUAGAUGUUAGCCUCUUGGCAAAUCUCCCCAAAGUCUCUGAAUUGAGGAAAAGAUUUGAAGGCAUUACUACGAGCACAAGUGACUGGGAAAUGAACAGAAAAGAGCGUAUCGCCCGGCGGUUGGAGGGCAUCGAUGGUGAGGUGCAUCCAUCUCUGCUGCCGAGUUUGGUGGCCAACCGGCUUCUGGAGGAAGACACACCACGAUACACAAGGGCCUCUGAUCCCUUUGAGACCUUUGGUGUGACAGUCCAGCGGUACGGCAUGGAGGGAUUUGAAAGCCCAGAAGUGCAGCUGGCGGCUCCAGAGCGACAGUCCAGAGCACUUUCCAGACCUGAACCUAAGUCCUCCAUCCACACCGAGCCUGUGUACACUUCGUCCUCCACCAGCGGUGCCCCUGAGCUCGAGUCCAAGGCUGAACGCAUUGCCCGCUACAAGGCGGAGCGGCGCCGGCAGCUGGCCGAGCGCUACGGCAUCUCUUUAGAUCAGGAGCCGGACUCGGACCAACCCCCUCGCCACACUCGCGCCCGGAAGGAUUCGGAAGGCUCAGAGAGGCGAAUCCGAGGGGAGUUGGUGGCGGAGGAUGGGCGCGACAUCCCUCUAAGUUCUUACACCGGCACCUCCGCCACCAGCCCGAGGGCGGGACGCACGGCACCACAGCUCGGCCACCCCGACCUGGGUCAAGAUAUGGGUCGGACCAGGGUGGACUCCUUUACAGAGAGGGAGAGGUUGAUGAACCUGGAGAAUCAACGCAGAGCUGCUCCUCCCGAGCCUCCCUCCUCUUCCUCGUACAUGGACGUGACAUCAGUGUCCUCUGCUGCCAGGGUUCCUGCUAAAGACUACUCGAUCACAGGGAUGCCACCCAGUUCUCCCAAGCUGAGCAGGCACCUUUCCCUCUCCUCACCUAAGCAUGGGGUGUCUCCUGGGGACAUAUUCAUCGAGCAGCAGGCCCACAACAUCCUCAGCAGACAGGGUGACAGGGCGAAACUGAGCACUGAUUGGUUCCUCCAGACUGAUGCUGAGGGCGACACCCAUUCCCUCAUCAACUGGCCCUCGAGAGUCCGAGUUAGGGAGAGGCUUGCCAAGGAGGAGGGCCGCCAGAGGAGCCCAGAGCUGAUAAAUGUAACAGAAGCGCCAAUGUACCGAAGACCCCAGACCCAAACCUCUACACGCCACCACACAGAUCCACCAGGGCCCCAUCAGGGCUGCCCCCUUCCCCAGCAUCACUCCCAGGCACCUCUCACCCGACCUGGGCCACCGGGAGGUCAAGAAGUUGGCGGUUACCCAAGUUACCUGUCCAUGACUUCCGGUCCCACGUCCGGUUCAGGGCAGCAAGAGCCACAGGAAGACGAGACUGAGGAGUCGGAGGACGCCAAGACAGAGGGCCUCCUGAGGAGCAGGAAAGCAGUACUGCCCUCAGAGAUCCGCCGCAGAGAGAGGAGCACUGAGGACCCACGGAGAGGAAGGGGGGAAGAGGAACCAGGUAGGACCAGGGCACAAAGUCUGGCAAGGGAAGCCGAGGCAGAGGAACUAGCAGGAGGAGGACACAGAAGCAGAGCCAGGUGGGACGAAACGAAACGUACCUCCCGGCGGCAAGCACAGAGCAUGCCCAGAGAGCGGGAGAAUGCCAUCUAUAUCCACAAAGGGGUGGCUGCCACCCAGAUCAAGCCCAGAGCGGCGCAUGCAGGCGCAGCCUCGAGCCGCCCGGUGUCAGAUGCUGGGGAUCCACGAGGGCUCAAUCAGAGGAACCCACAGCAGCACUCCCACAACAUCCUAGAGGUCACGGAUGGUGACGGUGUCGGUAACGGAGAGAGUCACCAGGACAGCCGGGUCUCAGUGGCCCAGCUGAGGCACUCCUACAUGGAGAGCACCACCACCCCUCCGACCAGCCGCAGGAAAGAGCUCGAGGUUGCUGUGGAUGGGGCGCCUUCUGACAACGGGGCCCCGUGGAGAGGGGCAAGGGACAGGGGGCGCAGGCCCCGGCAGUAUGUCUAUCCCGGGGAGAGUAGAAAGACCUCAGAGAGGUUUAGGACGCAGCCCAUCACUUCUGCUGAGCACCAGAAGACCGAUAGGUCCCGUGCGAGUUCAGAUCUAGCUCCAACUGAAGCUGAUGAAGAGAAGCUAGAUGAACGGGCCAAGCUGAGCGUAGCAGCCAAGCGCUCUCUCUUCAGGGAGCUGGAGAAGAGCAUUGAUGGCGGAGCUCCCAACCUGCGGUCGAGGAACGCAGCGGUGGACCGGAGACUAAGACGGACACAAGACCGGUCCAGGACUCAGCCAGUCACCACUGAGGAAGUAGUCAUUGCCGCCACCGUCCCCGCUCACGUGCCACACACAGUGACCAUUCACACUGCAGUAUCACGCGUCCCUAGUCCCACCCUAGUUUGCAGCACCGUCCCUCCGUACAGCUUGCAGGCGUCCUCACAGCAGAGUGCCGCCGCCCGGGAGCAGAGCUUGCGGGAGGCCCGCCAGGUGCAGGAGGCCCAGGAGGUCCACGUGUCGAAGCCUAUGUCCACAGUGGAGGGAAAGGGCCAGAGCCAGGUUCAGGGUCAGGGUCAGGACGAGCCCGACCUCAGCACUCUCAGCCUGGCGGAAAAGAUGGCGCUGUUCAACCGCUUGGCUCAGCCUCCCAUCAGGGUCACCCGCACCAAAGGGGACACACGCCAUCGCAGGGCCAAUGCCCGCUACCAGACACAACCCAUCACGCAGGGAGAUAUGGAUCAGCUUCAAAAUGGUCCAGGCUCUCGGCUGGGACCCCUCCCAAACUCAUCAUCGUCCUCCUCCGCUCUGAGAGAAGGCACCGUCUCCACCGACCACGCCGGAGACAUCCACAUAACCCGAGCACCGGCCCGGGUCGAGCCCCUCCCCCCCAGCUCUGACAGCCCCUCCCGGAGGUCCCGGGACUCAGAGAACCAGCAGAGGUGCCACAUCUUUCCAUGGGGAGAAGACGGAGCUGAUCUGGGAGGAGGGAAGAGGAAGCUGUCCUCUCUGGAGGGAGCGGUCAGGCAGGCUGCUCUGCCCCAGCCUCAGAGUGGAAGAGAGAGAGGGGAGGAGGAGGAGGAGGAGGAGGAGGAGGAGUGGCAGACCAGAGGGUGGGGAGAGAGAGUCGAGCAGAGCUCAGAGAGACACAUGCUCCAGGAGAGGCAGGAGGCGCAUGCACACCACGCAGACAGCCAGAGGAUCAGGGCCAUCAGUGGAGAGCUGCCUGACUCCACUGUGAUCACAUCCAAAGCAGCAUCUGGUUCUCCUCCAGACGGACACACGGACGGCCGGUUCCAGCCUGAGGAGGGAGAGGAGCUGAGCGAAAUGAUGAUGGCCAGACAGAUGUCCAUCAGAGAGAGAGUGGCCUUGUUGAAGAAGAGCGGCGAGGCUGACUGGAGGAGCAGGAUCAAUAGGAAGCAGGAUGCGGUGAAGGCGGCCGCCGGCGAAGAGCAAGCUCAGCUCUGGGAGGCGGAGCAAAGCUUCAAGAAGAAGGAGGACGAAGUGCCGAUGAUGAUCGAUGAGUUUGCCAUGUCCGACCAGCUAUGGAGAAUUGCUGAGGCGGAGAUGGAGUUCCAGGGGAUCGAUGCUCACUUGUCUAUCCAGGAGAGGAAGCGGCUGAUCGUAGCCCAGGAGGAGUGCUGGAAGAUGAAAGGCCACGGAGCCGCCAACGACUCCACCCAGUUCACCGUGGCCGCACGCAUGGUGAAGAAAGGGUUGGCUGCCCCAUCAGCCCUCCAGUCUCCAGUGUCCCCCAAACCCAAGAACAACAGCCUGGCCAUCUCCAAACCUCAAGAAGAGAUCAAGGCCGUGCCAGAUCUGAACCUGGAGACGGACUUGAAGCUGGAUAAACUGGAGUCAUUCCUGGGCAAGCUCAACAGUAAAGUGUUAGGACUGCCAGAAGCAACCCUCACAGUCACACAGAAGAAGGUGAAGGAAGUGAUGAACCUCGAAGACGAAACUUUUUCCAAGUUCUACCGCCAAGUGGAGGAGAUCCCCGCCACCACCAACAAGGUGGAGAUAGACGACGACUUCGAUGCCAUCUUUGGUUCCCAGGUGCCAAAGCUGACCUCAGAGAUGGAGCAGCACAAGCGGGCGGUGCGCCCGGCGCGUAACGUCCAGUCGUCUAGGAACCCUCUGAAGAUGCUGGCUGCCAGGGAGGACAUCAGACACGAGUACACGGAGCAGAGGCUCAACAUCGGCCUGCUGGAGAGCAAGAGGAUGAAGGCUGAGAAGAUGAACAAGAACUCCGGUUUCUCCGACGUGGCUCUGGCCGGUCUGGCCAGCAAGGAGAACUUCAGCAACAUCAACCUGCGCAGCGUCAACAUCUCUGAGCAGAUGUCCAACAAUAGCGCCGUGCCAUACAAGAAACUCAUGCUCUUACAGGUCAAAGGACGACGGCACGUCCAGACCAGGCUGGUGGAGCCCAGAGCGUCCUCCCUGAACAGCGGCGAUUGCUUCCUACUCGUCACGCCACACCACUGCUUCAUCUGGACCGGGGAGUUUGCCAACGUCAUCGAGAAGAACAAGGCUUCAGAGUUAGCAAACUUCAUCCAGAGAAAGAGAGACUUGGGUUGCCGAGCCAACUACGUCCAGAUCAUCGAGGAGGCUGUCAGCACGCACAGCCACUCUGCCAAGGACUUCUGGAAGAUUCUGGGAGGGCAGUCCAGUUAUCAGUCUGCAGGAACGCCAGAUGAAGACGAGCUGUACGAGGGGGCCAUCGUGGAGACGAACUGUAUCUACCGCCUGAUGGAUGACAAACUGGUCCCAGAUGAUGAUUUUUGGGCCAAGGUGCCCCGUUGUUCCCUGCUCAAUCCCAAGGAGGUUUUGGUGUUUGACUUUGGCAGCGAGAUGUACAUAUGGCACGGAAAGGAAGUGACGCUGGCACAGAGGAAGGUGGCCUUCCAGCUGGCAAAGCACCUGUGGAACGGAACCUUCGACUACACAAACUGUGACAUCAACCCGCUAGACCCGGGGGAGUGCAACCCUCUCAUACCCAAGUCAGGUCAGGGCCGACCUGACUGGGCCGUGUUCGGCAGGCUGACUCAGCACAAUGAAACAACCCUGUUUAAAGAAAAGUUCCUGGACUGGAGCGACUCCAGGAAAACACCAAGCCCCUCAAAAAACAACGACCACAUCUCUGAUCAAAAGGAGCAGUCCACCUCCGAUCAGCACCAUGCGUACGACGCCUCCCUGAUGCUGCCCCUCCAUCAAGCUCCCGUCGGCACCAAACUGGACGGGUUUAACGUGGGGCGGGGCUACGGCCUGGUGGAGGCCGAGGAGUGGCGGAGCUGCGAGAUCAGCACGCUGGGGGUGGAGGUGUGGCACAUCCUGGAGUUCGACUACAGCCGCCUGCCGCUCCAGAGCAUCGGCCAGUUUCAUGACGGCGACACAUACGUGAUAAAGUGGAAGUACAUGGUCAGCACUGCGGUUGGGAGGAGACAGAACCCGGAGCAGCAGAAGACGGCAGGGGCCGGUAGGGAGAAGUGCUGCUACUUCUUCUGGCAGGGCCGCAACUCCACCGUCAGCGAGAAAGGAACGUCUGCACUGAUGACGGUGGAGCUGGACGAGGAGCGGGGAGCACAGGUUCAGGUGCAGCAGGGUAAGGAGCCUCCGUGUUUCCUGCAGUGCUUCAAAGGAGGGAUGGUGGUCCACUCAGGGAAGAGAGAAGAGGAGCAGGAGAACUCACAGAGUGACUGGCGUCUGUACUGCGUGCGGGGGGAGGCGGAGGUGGAGGGCCACCUGCUGGAGGUGGCCUGUCACUGCAGCAGCCUGCGCUCCAGGGUCUCCAUGGUCCUGCUGAGCGCGAGCCAGGCCGUCAUCUACCUGUGGCACGGCUGCAAGUCCCAGACGCACACGCAGGAGGUGGCACGCACAGCCGCCAACCAAAUCAAAGAGCAUUGUCCUCUGGAAACAGGCCUCCACAGCAGCAGCAAGGUGACCAUCCGGGAGUGCGACGAGGGAGCAGAGCCCGCGGGUUUCUGGGAGCCCCUCGGGAGGAGGGACAGGAAGGCGUACGACUGCAUGCUGCAAGACCCAGGGAGGUUUAACUUCUCACCACGUCUGUACCAGCUGAGCAGCACCUCGGGGGAGUUUGCAGCAGUGGAGUUUCUUUACCCCGCCAGAGACCCCAAGGAGGUCAACUCCAUGCCCUUCCUGCAGGAGGACCUUUAUGCAGCUUCCCAGCCAGCCCUGUUCCUGGUGGACAACCACCACGAGGUGUAUCUGUGGCAGGGCUGGUGGCCUCAGGACAGCGAAAGUACCGGCUCAGCCCGAAUCCGCUGGGACUCGGACAGGAAGUGUGCCAUGGAGACUGUGCUGCAGUACUGCAGAGAGAAGAAUGAGAAGAAGCCUCCCAAAGCGUACCUGAUCCACGCUGGACUGGAGCCUCUCACCUUCACCAACAUGUUCCCCAGCUGGGAGCACAGAGAGGACAUCGCUGAGAUCACUGAGAGGGAGGCUGAGGUGUGUAACCAGAUUAUCCUAGUGGAGGACGUGUUGGCCCGGCUCUGUAAGACCAUGUACCCACUGGCAGAUCUUCUGGCCCGGCCGCUGCCUGAGGGCGUUGACCCUCUUCGCCUGGAGGUCUACCUGUCUGAUGAGGACUUUGAGAGAGCCCUGGAGACGACCAGAGAGGAGUACAGCGCUUUGCCUAGCUGGAAGCAGGUGAAACUGAAGAAAUCCAAAGGUCUUUUCUAAACGGGCUAAAACAAAGAGUUGACCUGAAGACACCGAGACGUCUAGACACAACGGAGGGUCAGGAGCUCUGCCUCUCCUGAGGUUAUAACCCUGACGGACGAGGGGAGAGACGAAGGUACGGAGGAGGUGAUGAGUGACCGAGAGGCGCGAUGGCUCCUUGUGCUGCACGUUCCUUCCAGUUUUGUGUUUGUGUUUUGGUCUUGUAAGUAGGAGACAAAUGCACUUUCCAAGAAGUUUAUUGACUUUAUUGUAAAUGUAGAUAUGUACCAUACGCAGAACAGCCCAGUGCCCUUAAAAUGUCAGCCAUGCAGCCAUCUGUCAGAGUGGGAGCAGGCCAGUCAGCCUGUUCAGCACACUCCACAGGAGACGCUGUGCUAUUCCUUUAUAUGUGUUUGUCCAUUACAAAUAAUUUAUAUUUAUCAAAUCCAUAUAGGAUUUAUUUUUUUUAAAGCUCCAUGAAUAUUCACCGAGCUAAAAAUAAUGAAUGAUAUUGAUGAGGUCUGUGUCAUAUGUCGAUAAAUACUGGAAAAUCACAGAACUCUCUCUCUCGCUGUACAGUUCACCGCUUGCCAUUUACAAAUCCAACGAUGCAGCUUUAUUAUUGCGUUUAGUGUCAUUAUGUGUCAGAGGAAAAGGAUUCAGGCCGGGGCGAUGAUGUAAUGUGUUUGAAUUUUUUUUUAAUCCUUCAGUGUAUAGUGGCCUUGCUUUUGUGUACAGUUUCUAUACAGAUGCUGGUCUGCAUU